GCUGUCCAAGGACUGGUCCAUCGGAAAGUUACGCUAGCAAAUCUAGAACGUGUGGAACGGAACCAUUCCAACCCAAUCAAGUCCACAGCCCGAUAUCCCAAAACCAUAAACCGGCCAUAGGUUCAUUCAAACAGUGUCAGGAAGUGACAGAGGAAGUGGAGUAGUGAGCCACAGUGUGUAACGUUCUCUGGUUUCUCUGUUCAUAGACGAGGCGAGACAGAGAGAGGAGGGAGACAGACAGCGAGAGAGAGAGAGAGACAGACAGACAGACAGAGAGAGAGACAGACAAAGAGAAAGACAGCCAGAGAGACAGACAGACAGAGAGAGAGACAGACUGAGAGAGAGAGACAGACAGAGAGACAAAGAGAGAGACAAAGAGACAGAAAGACAGAGCGAGACAGACAGAGAGAGUAUACUACUGAACUGUGUCUCGUCGAGGAACAGACAGAGAGAGAGACAGAAUACUACACGUGUCUGUCUGACCGUGUGUCAUGCGUUACCAUGACGAGAGAAGCACUCAUCAAACUCUUCAUCCUCAUCCUCCUCGCCUUCAUCAUCUGUCUCCCAGAGUUCUUCACUUCACACAGAGCGAGGGUAAACUUCCACUGUGUGACCUUUGACCCCUGCGGGGACCAGGAAGUGCCAACGCAGUGCGACCCCGGGCUGACCCCUGCGGGACAGAACUCCAGCCGGAGCGUCGAGGAGAAGCCCGUCUGUAACACCGGGAGGACGGGAGGUUCUGGAGUGAGCUGGUUGCUGUGUGACACGGAGACGGACCCGCCCGCUCUCCGUGGCAACGCCUCGCUGUCAGGAAGGAGGGUGUCGCUAUCAGUGUUGUCUGAAGGAGGGAACGCGACUUUGUACGGCUUCCUGACAGAGGAGAAGAAAGAGGAGAAGAAAGAGGGGGAGGAAGAAGGACAAGGAUUCAUCUACUGCUGUUUUCGAACCCCGCCUCUUUCCAUACCAACCAAUCACAGCCAGUGUCUCCUUCAUCUCCACACCCAAGGAACCAAUGAGACAGCUGUAAAGUCUGACCUGCCCUGGACACGGCCACCUAGAAGUGAGUGGUUGUGUGUCUUCAGGGUGGCGUGGUUGGUCCUGGUGGUUGUGGUCAUGUUGACCGUCCUCACCACGGUCCUGGGUCUGAUCUACUGGAGGACUCGCUGCUGUCGAAAGGAGCCCAGAGUGUAUCCAGCCAGUGUGUUCCAGACCAGAGGAUUCAACACGGACCUCCCUGAUGUCUCUGUUUCACUACAUCACUCCUCAGGUACCUCUCUCUCCCCCAUCCCAGAGGAGCCCAGUGGGUUCCAGACCAGAGGAUUCAACACGGACCUCCCUGAUGUCUCUAUUUCACUACAUCACUCCUCAGGCCUGUUGUCACCUAUUCAUGAAGAGAAGACUGCAGAAGACGAGCCUCGUCAGGGUUACUACGGUAAUGACACAGCGCUCCACCACCGUGGCCACCCUCUCCACUCAUCCCUUUCUCCCGAAGAGCUCUAGAUGAACAGAGCAGAAGACAGGAACACCAAGACAUUACUUCCUUUUAACAUCUUGACAGUUUUUUUUUUUAACAAAUGAAUGGUGUCCCUGAAUGCGGUCCCUGAAUGCUGUCUUGAUGGGGGGGGGGUUAUUGCCCUCCUGGGUCCUGGAGAUCCUCAAAAGACCCCCGAAGGACAUUUCUCCCCCCCUCACGAGGUCAUUUUAGGAUUAGGGAAAAUAUGAUUUUUUUAUGGAAAAACAUUUUGUGUGUGUGUGUGUGUGUGUGUGUGUGUGUGUGUGUGUGUGUGUGUGUGUGUGUGU
Oncorhynchus mykiss (rainbow trout) is the source of this 1800-nucleotide messenger RNA. NCBI's taxonomy places the organism in Eukaryota, Metazoa, Chordata, Actinopteri, Salmoniformes, Salmonidae. The record is from RefSeq and is a predicted model, not a curated record.